CUCUGGAGCCACUUCCGCGCCGGAGUUCCGCGUGUUCGGCAGUCGGGACCAUCCAGCACCGCGUUCUACUCAGGAGAAGCCGACCCCUCCCGCCUCGCCAGGAGCCCGCGAUGCCCGCCCCGCAGUGCGCCUCCUGCCGCAAGGCGCGAGCCGCCCUCCGCCGACCGCGCUCGGGCCAGGCGCUGUGCGGCACCUGCUUCUGCGCCGCCUUCGAGGCCGAGGUGCUGCACACGGUGGUGGCGGGCCGCCUGCUGCCGCCCGGCGCCGUGGUGGCCGUGGGCGCCUCGGGCGGCAAGGACUCCACUGUGCUGGCGCACGUGCUGCGCGAGCUGGCCCCGCGCCUCGCCAUCUCGCUGCACCUCGUGGCCGUGGACGAGGGCAUCGGCGGCUACCGGGACGCGGCGCUGGCGGCCGUGCGGCGGCAGGCAGCGCGCUGGGAGCUCCCGCUCACCGUCGUGGCCUACGCAGAGCUCUUCGGGGGCUGGACGAUGGACGCCGUGGCCCGCAGCACGGCCGGCUCCGGCCGCAGCCGCUCCUGUUGCACCUUCUGCGGGGUGCUGCGCCGCCGGGCGCUAGAGGAAGGGGCGCGCCGCGUGGGAGCCACGCACGUCGUGACGGGACACAACGCCGACGACAUGGCGGAGACGGUGCUCAUGAACUUCCUGCGGGGCGACGCGGGCCGGCUGGCGCGGGGCGGGGGCCUGGGCUCUCCGGGCGAGGGGGGCGCCCUGCCGCGCUGCCGCCCGCUGCAGCUGGCCUCGCAGAAGGAGGUGGUGCUGUACGCGCACUUCCGCCGCCUGGACUACUUCUCCGAGGAGUGCGUGUACGCGCCCGAGGCCUUCCGCGGCCACGCGCGCGAGCUGCUCAAGCUGCUGGAGGCGGCGCGGCCGUCGGCGGUGCUGGACCUCGUGCACUCGGCCGAGCGCCUGGCGCUGGCCCCGGCCGCGCGGCCCCCGCCGCCCGGCGCCUGCUCCCGCUGCGGGGCGCUGGCCAGCCGCGCGCUCUGCCAGGCCUGCGCCCUCCUGGACGGCCUGAACCGCGGCCGGCCCCGCCUGGCCAUCGGCAAGGGCCGCCGGGGGCUGGACGAGGAGGGGCCGCCGGGUCGCCGCGGGCCGCAGCCGUCCGGACCCCCGGCUUCGGAGCCCAUCCCCGGCUUCUAGAGACUCCGGUUCUCCGCUGGGAUCCGACGACGUGGGAGUGCGGGACCGCCUGUAAAUGACACUGUGAAGGAACCCGAGUUACCUUAGGCCGGGCUUCGGUGUGAGGUGGGGAAGGGGUCGGAACCCCUUACCUGUGAUCCUGCAGAAGCUGGGGCUCUGGGCUCCUGGGGCUGCGGAGGUCUCCUGGGUGUCUGGGGGACUCCUGGGCCCCAGGGAGGAGAGAACUAAACAACUUGCCAUUCCUGAGCGAGUGGGAAUUAGGGGGCUCCUUGCCUGUACCUCUGUGGGGUUCUGGGCGUGCUCAGAUAGUCCUAACCCUUCUUGAGCGCCUACUGUGUGCUUGAGGUUUCAUGUUUGCCUGCAGUGGGAUAAGCAAAACCAUGUAACUUGAUGGGCACGUCAGUUACAGCAAUCGUGAUGCUUCUGUGUGAGCACUGUACACAGGGGAGGCGCUGGGUCGUCUCGUUUCAUCCGCACCACGAUCUCAUUGGCUAUAGCCUGGGCCCCAUAACUGGCCUGAGGUCACCUCGCUGGAGCCCCAACUGGGGGCUCACACCCAGGUCUGCCUGGGGCUCCUCAAGACGGUGUAUUUAGUCCUUACCCCCCCCUCUCCCUGCCCACCACCACCCGAAUCUCUGUGUGAUGGGUGGGGAGCCACUGGGUCAGCUCCCCAGAGCUCAGAUUUCUGGAGGCAGAGCUGGGUGAACCUGGGUCAGUGACUUAACCUCUCUGGUCUUCCAUUUCCUCCUCUGAGAAUGGAAUCAAAGCCUCCCACCGAAGCACUGUUGUGAAUAUUUGAUAAAGCGUUCAAUAAAUGGUGUCCAACUUC
Balaenoptera musculus (blue whale) is the source of this 1989-nucleotide messenger RNA. RefSeq names its product cytosolic thiouridylase subunit 1 (gene CTU1). The record is from RefSeq and is a predicted model, not a curated record. Gene Ontology annotation, molecular function: tRNA binding. Gene Ontology annotation, biological process: tRNA wobble position uridine thiolation. Lineage: Eukaryota; Metazoa; Chordata; Mammalia; Artiodactyla; Balaenopteridae. Gene Ontology annotation, cellular component: cytosolic tRNA wobble base thiouridylase complex; mitochondrion.